AUGAACCUUCUGAACCAAUCACUCUCAUGGGACCCGAAUCUAUACGGUUGGAACCCGAAUCAAAACACGGACGGAAUGGGGUCGUCUCAAGCAUUCGGAUCGACACAAGCAUUCGGAUCCACACUACACGAGCCCAAGGUUGUUGUGGAAACACAACCGGAAGUAGAGGAGACGCAAAAAGGAAAAACAAAACGGCCACAUAAAAAGAAAACGAAAAUCACCCGAGCGAAAAAAAAUGUGCAAUCGUGGGAUGCCGAAGAGGAGUAUGUGUUAACCCGAGCUUGGAUCGACAUGUCGGAGGACCCCCAAAUAGCAAACAGCCAAAGUAAAGCCGUUUUUUGGAGCCGAAUCCGAGAACUUUUUUUCAGGCUUACGGAUAGAGGAGACGAAUACCGGCCGGCGGACUCGAUAUCGGGCAAGUGGACCGAUAUCAACAAGAAGUGCAAGAAUUUCCAAUCCGUUUACCAACGCAUUUUUAACGGAUGGAAAAGUGGCCACAAGGACGAGUACAUUACACAAGCGGCCUUAGUCGACUACACACAAAGUCAAGCCCCAAAUGGGCACGUCCCUAUGAACACCGGUCGGUCGGCAAAUAAAAGGCCGUCAAAGAGAUCAAAAACCAACGAGUCGGGAGAACGCGAAACGCCAACCUCCGAGGCUCCGACACUCGAAACACCGACGUCAAUGAUGAUAUUCCGGAGGAAGAGCCGGCAGAAGAGCUACCACGACCCGCUGGAAGAAGAAGCGGUGCAAGAUCGAAAAAGCCCGAGUCAUCGUCGAUGGGAUCCGAAAUGA
This is a messenger RNA of Helianthus annuus (common sunflower), 795 nucleotides long. RefSeq lists its product as uncharacterized. The record is from RefSeq and is a predicted model, not a curated record. The transcript is spliced from 3 exons. NCBI's taxonomy places the organism in Eukaryota, Viridiplantae, Streptophyta, Magnoliopsida, Asterales, Asteraceae. Bases 1 to 795 code for a protein of 264 amino acids.